Molecule: messenger RNA, 1798 nt
Organism: Bufo bufo (common toad)
Lineage: Eukaryota; Metazoa; Chordata; Amphibia; Anura; Bufonidae
Exons: 9
Coding region: 119-1798 (559 amino acids)
Source: RefSeq, a predicted model, not a curated record
CGGAAGUAGCGCGACAUUUAAAUCUCACUGCAGAUAACCGGACCCGGGGACGGAUGAGCGGGCGCGGCGGCCGGGGGCAGGCGACUGACGGUAAUGAACUGGCGACCUGACGUUCUAGAUGUUACAAGACACAGAGCGGAGCUCAUCAGCAUGGAGGCAAUCCAAAACUGCGCAGACUGAAGAGGAGACACGACGUCUCCUCCAGGAAUUCGCUGAGCAAAAACGUAAGGAACGGCAAAAGGACCCAGAAAUGAACCGUGUGAAGAACAAGUACAGGUUAAGGGCCCCGGCUUAUCCCUUACCCAGGAAUGUUCUCUGUACUGGGAAGCAGCUUCCGCGUACUCCGGGUCCUGGGAUUUUACCGCUUCUGCCAUCUCAGAUUUUUGAGCCAAGAACGGAUGAGGAGUCGUUCAGUUCAUGUGCAGUGAAAACCACUGACAACACAGUCCCGUCUGGUCGUCAGCUGCCACGGACUCCGAUAAAAGACAAUGUAUUGAGGGAAGUUCAGGGGAACGUAAAAGAAGGCGAAACUUUAAAAAGCACAACUAAAAACGUAGUGGACGGGGGCAGCGCCGUGAUCUGUGAUGCAGCAGAAGGCAAAAUAGCAAGAAGUAAAGGCAGUGAUGAAAACGGUGAAGUUCCUGGAGCAUCUGAAGUAGUUUCAGACCUGGAGAACUUGUCUUCUGCUGGUGGCAUGAUGACCGCGCAAAAGGUGAUGCCAGGCGGAGAGAAAAGGUCAUCAGCGGGGGGCUGCUCACAAACUACAUUGAGUGAACAGGACACGCGGAGUCUCCUCCAGGUGUAUGCUGAGCAAAAACGUGAGGAACGAGAAAAGGAUCCAGAAGUAAAACGUGUGAAGAACAAGUACAAGUUAAAAACCCCGGCUUAUCCCUCCCCUGGGAAUGUCCUCCAUACUGGAAACCAACUUCCAUGCACACUGGAUCCUCGGGAUUUACCCGUGGAAGCCUCUCAGAUGUUUGAACCAGACCUAGAGAACCUCUCCUCAAGGGGUGGCAUGUUGACCAUGCAGAGGGAAUCAAUAAGUGAAGAUACUGACGCCUUCUGCAGGCCAGUGGUACAGAACAAUAGGAGGAUAAGUGAAAUGCCUGUCCGAGGAUUAAAUCAGAUGCGUAUAUCAGGUGUGCUGAAGAAGAUGGCCGGCUAUGAGUAUCGGAAUGAGGACCUAGAAUUUCUAAAGCAUGUGGAAAACCAGGAGAAAGCUAAAGUGUUAAAGAAAGAACUACUGUGUCUAAGGAAAGAUCUCGCAGCCACAAAGCAAGAAAAUGAAUUGGUCUUGGCCAAGAGGGAGAAGAUUGAAGAAGACAUUGAGAAGAUGAAUCUUUCACGGGCUAGGACUGUGGAGCUGGGGAGGGGGGUGCUGAGCAGCAUGCAGGAGCCGACCAGCAUUGCCGAUCUUUCCCCCGAUGACGUGCUCAAGCAGCUGAACUUUAUGACCAUUCAAAAUGUGAAUCAGCAGACGAGACAACAACUUGCGGCGGCUGAGAAAGAACUUGCAAGAAGACAGGAGGACGCGGCCAACAGAACGAGUCUGGGUGAAAAUCACAAGAGAUCCUUGACUUUGAAGUUGGAGUCCUCUGAGCAGCACGUCAAGGAGGUACAAUAUAGAAUCCAGCAGCUGAAGGAAGAAGUGACCACCCUGAGGGCGCAGAUCAAACGUUCAGAGGAAAAUAGAUCUGAGCUAGAGGCAAGUAUCCAGUUAUCUAUCAUCCCUCAUAGGUGCACAGGACAGUCGUUUCGCCAUUGGCUGCCGACGUUGGACGCCUGGUCUCUCCUUUAG